This is a messenger RNA of Trematomus bernacchii (emerald rockcod), 1669 nucleotides long. RefSeq names its product phosphatidylinositol-binding clathrin assembly protein-like. Gene Ontology annotation, molecular function: clathrin heavy chain binding; phosphatidylinositol-4,5-bisphosphate binding; 1-phosphatidylinositol binding. The record is from RefSeq and is a predicted model, not a curated record. Lineage: Eukaryota; Metazoa; Chordata; Actinopteri; Perciformes; Nototheniidae. Gene Ontology annotation, cellular component: extrinsic component of presynaptic endocytic zone membrane; synaptic vesicle; clathrin-coated pit. Gene Ontology annotation, biological process: clathrin coat assembly; synaptic vesicle budding from presynaptic endocytic zone membrane; clathrin-dependent endocytosis.
UCCGGCAGCAGAGCAGCGAGCAGCAGUUCAGUUCGUAAAGAGAAACCACUGGAGAGACUUUUAGAGACAGAAACCCAGGACAGGACGGGGAGAGAAAAGGAAGCCGGUACCGUGGAGGAGUCUGUAGUUGGAGGACAACACCAACUGGACAGUGAAAGGGAAGAACCGAGCUAAAAGGAGCUGUCAUUUUUAACUUUUAAAUUAACGGCUCAACAGUCACUUCUUUGGCAGGUUAGCUUAACCUAGCUUCUCGGCUAACACCUCUUCCUCUUCUCAACCGGGAGAAACUGCACCUGUCCCGGCUGUCAGCCACACAGUCACCUGGUAUAAACUCAAAACAAUGUGGUGCUCCAUUUUGAAUGACUUUUCUCGCCCGGAGGAGGGUUUAACACACACUUUGCCAAGCGACAACCAGUGAGAGCUAACUAAUCCAAGCUAACAAGUUGACGUGGAGGAGGAACUCAAAAUCUUUUUUUUUUUCUUUUUUUUGGAUCGUUGAUCUCCAAGCUGUGAUUUCAUACGGAUUACUUUUUUGUUGUUGUCUCCCAAACUAUCUCUGAAAAUUACAGAUUUAUAAAACCAGCCAGUUAGCUAUGUUUAUUUGUGGCCAGAAAGUAAUUUCCAGUGUUUACAAAUCCCACAGUGGGACUCUUUCCUGGUUCCAGUACUGCACUGGGAACAUUAGCUAACACAGACUGGUGUGUUUACUAGAUUAGAUAGGACACAGUGUUGCCAAACAAGUUAAAAAUAAUCUACAAAUCAUCUUGUAAUUGCAGUUUUUUGUGUGAUCUGACAUUACUGCACACCUGAAACUAAAAAACAGAUUUAAAAUAUCCUGCAAAUCAUCUUGUUCUUGCAGUUUUGUGUGUGAUCUGACAUUACUGCACACCUGAAACUAAACAUCAGUGUGUGUGUGUGUGUGAGAUCGCAGCCCUUUACCUCCACUUGACAGUGAAGUCACGUGGAGUGGUUUUCCGCAGGGAGUUGAUCCAUUGAUCGGAUCGUUAUUGUGCUAUUUUAGCUGAUUGAGGAAAGAAAAGGCAGAAGGAUAGAGAGAGAGAGAUGUCGGGCCAAUCUAUCACGGAUCGGAUCGCAGCAGCCCAGCACAGCAUGACCGGCUCUGCCAUCAGCAAGGCGGUGUGCAAAGCCACCACGCAUGAAGUCAGUGGACCCAAGAAGAAACACCUUGACUAUCUGAUCCACUGCACCAAUGAGAUGAACGUGAGCAUUCCCCAGCUGGCGGACACGCUGUUCGAGCGCACGGCCAACUCCAGCUGGGUGGUGGUCUUCAAAGCCCUCAUCGCCACCCACCAUCUCAUGAUGUACGGCAACGAGCGUUUAAUCCAGUACCCUGGCCUCCAGGAAACACUCUGUUCAACCUGAACAACUUCCUGGAUAAGGGAGCUCUGCAAGGCUACGACAUGUCGACCUUCAUCAGGCGGUACAGCCGUUACCUGAACGAGAAGGCCAUGUCCUACAGACUGGUGGCUGUGGACUUCACCAAGAUGAAGAGAGGGAUUGACGGGUGUGAUGCGUACCAUGAACACAGAGAAGCUGAUCAAGACGCUGAUCAUCAGAAGACGCCUUGCUGGAUUUCCAGGCCAAUCCUAAUGAGGCUGACCAACGGAGUGAUCAACUCGGCCUUCAUGCUGCUCUUCAAAGACUCCAU